Molecule: messenger RNA, 1699 nt
Organism: Racocetra fulgida
Lineage: Eukaryota; Fungi; Glomeromycota; Glomeromycetes; Diversisporales; Gigasporaceae
Source: the annotation of a GenBank genome assembly
AUGUCUUUAUCAAGACCGGAACCCUUAAGUCCACCACCACCUUUCUCAGAUAUCGAACAUGCUAAUAAUUCCAUAUUUGUGGGCUCUCAGAAUGUGGAUGAACAAGAUCAAGCUCCAGCAUAUUCGUUCUAUCCCUCAACAUCUGGUUCAUACUUUGAGCUUAAAACGAUCGGGAAACAAUUAAAUAGGAAGGAUAAAUAUUUAUGCGGGGACAUACUUGAUAAUCGAUACUUUUUAUUGGGUUCGAAUACUGGACUAGAAUUCAUUGAUUUAUCCCUUCCAUCCGAACAACAAAUACCAGAAAAACUUAUUGAAGCUGUACGAUUCAAACAAAUAGUAAUUUUGAUAACUCAAAGAUAUAGUGCACUAAUUGCAUUGGCCGGGAAAAAUAAUCAUAUCAGAACUUAUAACUUGAGUAAUUUAAGAUUGUUAAUAAAAAGUAAGCUAAUUUCACGGACACCAAGAAUGCCAAAAACGCCAAGAACUCCUAGCAUCCAUGGAAGAGCUAGGUCAGUGGAUUCUAUAUUCGAACCCGAUUUCAUUCCAGAUCGUCCUUAUUCUUCAACUCCAACAUUGAGACGUUCUUUUACAUUAGAGGCAUUAAAUACCACGUCAAACAAUACUUUUCCAGAUGCUAAUUCGUCUUCAUUAUCGCAAUUUCCUGUAUCAAACGCCACCCCUACUGUAUCAUCUGUUUCUCCUAGUCAAGAUACAAAUCUCACAUGUAGAAAUGAAGGUUCUACAUCUUCUUUAACUUGUCCUUCACAUACGAAUCCUUCAAUGACCUCUAAUAGACGUAAUUUUAGCCAUCAGAAUCCAUUAUCAUUGACAAUAAAUUCGAAUUUAUCUACAGAUGUUCAUAAUGCAAAAUUUUCUGCUCAAUGGACGCUCGAUUAUUCAAAAUUGCCAAGUACAAAAAUGGCUCUAUCAUUUGUAACACGUAGUGGUCCGACUAGAACAUAUUUAACUGUGCUGUCAAAGCAAAAUAUAUUUCUGUUUGAACUAGAUUUUGGGGAUGUAAAUCGAAAGCCAGAAUUCGUACACACUAGAACAUAUUGGUUACCUCAAACUCCCAAAUUUCUCCAAUUGUGCAUGUACGAAGAUCAUUUGGUGGAUAUUGUAGCCGUAUUUCAUACAGAGGUAAUAUUAAUUGGUGUUGAUGAUGCAAGAGUUCGUGAGGUCUCCAUUGAUCCACAAUUACAACCAGUGUCACAACACUUAAUUUCAUUACCUUCGUUCAUUCAUACUUCGCAAUGGCAAACUUUCUCUCAACUUCCAUGGAUUCCAACUUUAAAUCCCGAAUUCGUAUCCGAUAAUUUCACAAUUCCACCACCUUAUGAUUCCACAAUUAAUGCAGAUCCUUCAACAAUGUUAAAUCCUAUACCAAUAUUUGAGACUAGUAGCAUAGAUUCAUUACAAGUUACUGGCGAACCGUACUCUUUGUUUUUCGCAACGUUUGGAUCAAAAUCUAUGAUCGUAGAUUCAAAAGGGAGACCAUUUUCUACUGUUGUAUUUCAAUGGACUUUUACUCCAUUACAUGUGGAAUUUUUGAAGUCAAAUCAAGCCGGUGGUGAAUCUUUCGUUGUUGGAUUUGGUAAAAAUAUGAUAGAAAUAAGAAGUAUCAAUAACGGAAGAAUUGUAGAGAACGUUGUCAGAGGAGUUGAUGUACAAUAUUUGAGUAAAGGAUUAGAUGGGAAGG